AUGUCAGAAUCAAAAGCUGUUAUUCUUGUUGGUGGCCCCUCCAGAGGCACCAGAUUCAGACCUCUUUCUCUCAACUCUCCCAAGCCUCUUUUCCCCGUAGCAGGCCGCCCUGUGAUCUCUCAUCAUCUGGACGCUUUGUCCAAGGUGAAGGGGUUGAAGGAAGUUCUGAUCAUUGGUUUAUUUGAGGAUAAGGUUUUCGCUCCUUAUAUCGAUAAUGCUGCUCUGGAGUUCCCUCAUUUGAAUAUUCGCUAUCUCCAUGAAUAUCAAGCUUUAGGUACAGCUGGUGGCAUCUACCAUUUCCGCGAUGAAAUCUUGCGUGGACAUACAAAACAGUUCUUCGUUAUGCACAUCGAUAUUGCUUGUUCAUUUCCCUUGAACGAGAUGGUGGCUGCUCACAGAGGUCAUCGUAGCAUCUGUACCAUGUUGGGAACAAAGGUGCCUCCUAGUGAAGCCACCAAGUACGGUUGUCUUGUGGCAGACAAUGAGACGAACCAAGUGCUCCACUAUGUCGAGAAACCAGAUACUUUCAUUUCGGAUUUGAUUUCUUGUGGUGUCUUUUUGUUUGAUAUUGCUGUAUUUGCCGAGAUGAAGAAGGCUUUGGAAAAGAAGGAGAGCCAGGAGCAAGGUGAAUUUGUCACUUCUUCUCGUGAUGAAUUGCGUUUGGAGCAAGACAUCUUGAGACCUUUGACUGAAAACAACAACCUUUACGUUCAUGUCACCAAGCAAUUCUGGAGACAAAUCAAGACAGCUGGAUCUGCUAUCUCUGCCAAUGCUCUCUACCUUGAGGCUGAGGCCCAUGAAGGCUCUGAGCGUUUAGCAAAGAAUACUCCUGGUGGACCCGAGAUUAUUGGCGCUGUGUAUAUUCAUCCUUCUGCUCACGUUGAUCCCACUGCCAAGAUUGGCCCUAAUGUAUCUAUUGGACCUCGUGUCAAUAUUAUGGCAGGUGUUCGUGUCAAGGAUACCAUCCUUUUGGACAAUGUCCACGUUGGCAAAGCAAGUUGUGUGCUUCAUUCAAUCAUUGGUUGGAAUAGUCGUAUUGGUUCAUGGGCUCGUGUGGAGGGCUGUCCUGUUCACGAGGAAGACAGUUCUAUGAUGAAGAAUGGCGUCAAGAGUCAAAGCAUUACCAUUUUGGGUAAAGAUGUAUCUGUCAUGGAUGAGACAAUUAUUCGUAAUUGCAUUGUUUUGCCUCACAAGGAACUUAAAUCAUGUUUCCAUAACGAAAUUUUGAUGUAG
Molecule: messenger RNA, 1233 nt
Organism: Mucor velutinosus
Lineage: Eukaryota; Fungi; Mucoromycota; Mucoromycetes; Mucorales; Mucoraceae
Exons: 7
Coding region: 1-1233 (410 amino acids)
Biological process (GO): biosynthetic process
Cellular component (GO): cytoplasm
Source: RefSeq, a predicted model, not a curated record